Messenger RNA from Selaginella moellendorffii, 729 nucleotides. Its product is annotated as pentatricopeptide repeat-containing protein At2g35030, mitochondrial-like. The transcript has a single exon. NCBI's taxonomy places the organism in Eukaryota, Viridiplantae, Streptophyta, Lycopodiopsida, Selaginellales, Selaginellaceae. Gene Ontology annotation, molecular function: protein binding. The record is from RefSeq and is a predicted model, not a curated record. The coding region runs from base 1 to 729 and encodes 242 amino acids.
AUGGAAGCCAAGAGUUUGGUGUCUUGGAACAUCAUGUUAGCAGCUAUGGCUAAAAAGAAUCAACUCGUUGAGACAACGGAGUUUUUCAAUCAAGUGCCCGAAAAGGAUGAUUACUCAUGGACCAUACUCUUGGGUGCAUACGGGGAAGUAGACGAGGCAAGGAGAAUUUUUUAUGGGCUGAAGGUGGCAAACGUUGUUACAUUGAACACAAUGGUCCAAGGGUAUGCUCAGAACGGGCAACUUAAUCGAGCUCGCGAGAUGUUUGAUGGGAUUCCCCGUGACACCAAGAGUGCAGCAUCAUGGAAUGUGAUGAUCUCUGCAUACGGAAAAGCUGGCAGACUGCAAGAAGCUGAGGAGAUGUUUGAGUCAAUGCCAAAAGAGCUCAGGAACCAGAUCACUUGGAAUUCAAUGAUGAAGGAGCUUGUACGAAAUGGUCGAUUAGUCCAUGCGAAAAAUGUAUUUAACACAUGCCCACGAAAGAUGCUAUUUCUUGGACGUGUCUACUCGAGGCACUGUGUAGGUGAAAAAGAAAGUUUGGCAAAAGCUCUCAAAGUGUUGGAGGAGAUGCCGCAUGACAAAACAGUGGUUCACUGGACGAUGAUGCUGGAGGUCUAUUCCAAUACCGGGGACGUUGACUCCGCGAGGGCCAUGUUUGACCGGAUGGACGAGCCGGAUGUGGCGUCAGUCAAUGCGAUAUGCCCAAAACGGCCGUCUUCAAUCAGCAGUUGA